This is a messenger RNA of Charadrius vociferus (killdeer), 626 nucleotides long. It is a transcript of the gene RASL10B, whose product is annotated as RAS-like, family 10, member B. The coding region runs from base 1 to 612 and encodes 203 amino acids. Gene Ontology annotation, molecular function: GTPase activity; GTP binding. The record is from RefSeq and is a predicted model, not a curated record. The transcript is spliced from 3 exons. NCBI's taxonomy places the organism in Eukaryota, Metazoa, Chordata, Aves, Charadriiformes, Charadriidae.
AUGGUGGCAACGUUCAAGAUCGCCGUGCUGGGAGCCCAGGGCGUGGGCAAGAGCGCCAUAGUCCGGCAGUUCCUCUACAACGAGUUCAGCGAGGUCUGCGUGCCCACCACGGCCCGUCGCGUCUCCCUGCCCGCCGUCGUCAUGAACGGCCACGUCCACGACCUGCAGAUCAUGGACUUUCCCCCCAUCACCGCCUUCCCCGUCAACACCCUGCAGGAGUGGGCGGACGUGUGUUGCAGGGGGCUCCGGAGCGUCCAUGCCUACAUCCUGGUCUAUGACAUCUGUUGCUUUGACAGCUUCGAGUACAUCAAAACCAUCCGCCAGCAGAUCCUGGAAACGAGGGUCAUCGGCACUUCGGAGACGCCCAUCAUCAUCGUGGGCAACAAGCGGGACCUGCAGCGGGGCCGGGUGAUCCCACGCUGGAACGUCUCCAACCUGGUGAAGAAGACGUGGAAGUGCGGCUACAUCGAGUGCUCGGCCAAAUACAACUGGCACAUCCUGCUGCUCUUCAGUGAGCUCCUGAAGAGCGUGGGCUGUGCCCGCUGCAAGCACGUCCACACCACCAUCCGCUUCCAGGGUGCCCUGCGCAGGAACCGAUGCACCAUCAUGUGAGCCCUCCCUGCCCC